AAUCAACAAAUGUCAUCCCAUUCGCCUUUUACAAAAUAGCCUCUCUCUUUUUUUUCGAAAAAAAGGGGUUUGGCCAUUGCCAGGCUUUUGAUUGAGCUUUAGUAUCCGACACUGCGACGACGUCGUAAUUGAGAAAGCAAGCGCAAUUGCCUGAAUUUACCUCAGAAAAUAAUUUUCAACAACCGAACUUCAGAAUUUGCCUGAAAAAUCCCAGUAAUUAGUUCAUUUGAGACCGGAAGACGAUGGGGAUGAUGAUGAUGAAGACGACAACGAUGCAGAGAAGAGCUUCUUCUGCGGUGAUUGUUUCCAUUGCUCGGUCUCAGGGAGCAGCGGCUUCAUUAGGUACUCCUGCUCCUGCAGGUUGUACUAGUCUUGCAGCAUUCCUCUCUGCAUUCCCAAACCAUAAACCCCAUUUGGCUUUUUAUUCUGCUAUUAGUAGUAAAUUUAAGAGUUCUUCUGAAAAAGCUCUGAAAUUUCAACCUGAAUUAAGGAAUGAUAUUAAUAAUGUCAACAGUCUUGAUGAUGCUUUGAGCUUGUUCGAGCGGAUGGCUCGGAUGAGGCCUCUGCCUUCCGUUAUUGAUUUCACUCAAUUGCUGGACCGUAUUGUUAAGAUGAAGAAGCAUUAUUCUUCAGUUGUUUCCCUUUUUAGAGAUAUGUGUGUCAAGGGCAUUCCUGUAAAUGAGUACACCCUUACUAUGGUGAUUAAUUGUUACUGCGUUGUGGGCCGAGUGGAUUUAGCUUUUUCUACAUUGGCUGGCUUCUUCAAACGUGGUUUUGUUCCCGAUGUAGUCACCUUUGGCACUUUGCUUAAGGGACUUUUUAAAGAACAAAAGGUUCCUCAGGCACAAGAAUUGUUCAAAAAGAUAAUCAAGGAAAAACUUUGUAAACCCAAUGAAACUAUGUUGGGGAUUGUGAUAGAUGGGAUCUGUAAGGCAGGAAACACUCAAACGGCCAUUGAAUUCCUCAGAGCAAUGGAAAAACGAGGAAGCCCUUGUAAACCUACUGCAAUUAUUUACAAUACUGUCAUUGACAGCUUGUGCAAGGAUAAAAUGGUUGAUGAAGCUCUUGCCCUCUUACAGGAGAUGAUUGAAAAGGACAUUCCCCCGAAUGUUGUCACUUACAGUUGUUUGAUUCAGGGUCUGUGCAACUUAAGCAGAUGGAAGGAUGUUGACAAGCUCUUUGCUGAGAUGAAGGUUUAUAAAAUUGUUCCAAAUGUUAUUACUUUUAGUAUAGUGGUGGAUGCACUAUGUAAGGAAGGGCAUAUAGAAGAUGCUGAAGAGGUAGUCCAGAUCAUGAUCCAGCAAGGUCAAAAUCCCGACCUGGUCACAUACAGUUCCUUAAUGGAUGGGUACUGUUUACAGAGUCGAAUAGAUGACGCAAGUAGAGUUUUCAAUGCCAUGGUUGCUAACGGCCUUACACCCGAUCUCCAUUGCUAUGGUAUUCUAAUAAAUGCCUAUUACAAGACCAAGAAAGUGAAAGCAGCCAUGAAGCUCUUUCAAGAGAUUCCACAUAAAGGUUUAACACCUAAUAUUGUUAUUUAUAACACUGUGUUGCAGGGGUUAUUUAGUUCAGGAAGGUAUCUUAGUGCACGAGAAAUUUUCAAUGAGAUGCAAGCUUCUGGCAUGAAGCCUGAUUUUCACACUUACUGUGUGGUACUGGCUGGAUUAUGCAAGACUGGACAUGUCGACGAAGCAUUGGAGUUAUUCCAUGCAACCGAAGCCGAUGGAACAGAUCUUCACAUUGAAAUGUACAAUAUCAUGCUUGAUGGGUUGUGCAAAUGCAGGAGGCUCAAUAGUGCCCGGGAUCUUUUGAAAAAUCUCUCCCUUAAAGGAUUGGACCCUAAUGUCAUAACAUACAACACCAUGAUUGCUGGCCUGCUUUCAGAAGGUCUGCUCAUCGAAGCUAAAGAGCUCAUUGAAAAAAUGGAAGAGAAGGGUUGCUUGGCAGAUAGUGUUACAUACAAUGUCAUUCUGCAAGGACUCCUUAUGGGAGGUCAUUAUGAUGAUGCAGUGGUCUAUUAUGAAGAAAUGGUUCAUAGAGGAUUCUUGCUGGAUGCAUCUACGUUUUCCAUUUUACUUGAUUUAUCUGCUGAGAAUCAGAACAAUCUUUCUGUGCUAAUGUUGAUGCUGAAGAUUGAUCCCAAUAGCAAGAGGUUCAUGGAUGGGGGACAAAGAGGACCUUCACAUUAGUUGUAACAUGUUGGUCCUGCAGUUUUUUGGCCCCUGAUGUUUAAUUUGCUGGUAGGAAUGGUACUAAGGUUCACAUUUGAUCCUUUUAUCACUUAUCAUCUUUGUUUAGAGGAGGUCUCUUGGUAACAUUCUGCAAGGACUCCUUAAGGGAGGUCAUUAUGAUGAUGCAAUGGUCUAUCAUGAAGAAAUGGUUCAUAGAGGAUUCUUGGUGGAUGCAUCUACAUUUUCACAUUUUACUUGAUUUAUCUGCUGAGAAUCAGAACAAUCUUUCUGUGCUAAUGUUGAUGCUGAAGAUUUACCCCAGUAGCAAGAAGUUCAUGGAUGGGGGACAAAGAGGACCUUCACAUUAGUUGUAACAUGUUGGUCCUGCAGUUUUUUGGCCCCUAAACUUUAAUUUGUUGGAACUAAUGUUUGGAUCCUGUUGUCACUUAUCAUCUUUGAUGCAAUUGAACCAUAGAGGAGAUCUGUUGGUCAUAUUUUGUUAAACACCUCAAAGGUCUCCAGUUUGGUGGUGAAGCCACUUUGCUUAGGGAAGUUCAAUUGAUAAGUGUAGCAGAUCAAAGAAAUCUGCUGCCAUUAAUUGGAUUUGUACCACUUCUUAUUAGCGACCUCUUGUCGAUCUUUCCAUGGAGAACCUUAUUGUGGCAUAUCACUUAAGUGGUAACUUGUACAGGAGAGCAGUGGAAUUUGUAUAGCAGAGUGUGAAGAUUUGACCUCAGCUUCUACUGGAUAGAGACAAUUAAUUAGUUAUGUUGAUGAACAUAAAUUCCAACAAACCAGCAGCGGUAUGAGAUGCUACAGCAACUCGUGUACCAUAAUUGUCGAGAUGCCAUCAAUUAAUCAAGAAACUGGAAUCGCAAACCCCGAGCCAACUGAGACUGCCAAGAGUUCCUUUGAAUCAAGUAUUGCACCUGAGUAAAAAAAAAACAUAGGGCUCAUAUGUGAAAAAAAAGUUGCAAAAUCUUUGACUAUGAUCUAUCAUCUUCCUCAAUGGCAUAUGGACCGUGAGAAGUUGAAUAUUACUGGUAUCAUUUGGAUAAAACAAGACUUGCUCCGACCAUACAGGCAAAGAAAAAGAUGGCAACAAUGGGGAAUCCUGUUUAUGUUCCUAAGGUGUUUUCCUCUGGUGCCGAUGCUGCCAUUUGCAGGCUCUUAUUCUUGCCAUUGCCCAAUAAUCUGCUGUACGACAAACGAAGAACCAAAUAAAUAAGUUCAAUUCAUGUAUAACUUCCCCUGUUAAAAGGGAAAUGGGAAUGAUUUUCAUCUUAAUGAACCAUCUCUCCAUAGACACCUGCCACUUUCUUAACUCCUCUGUUGGAUGCCACGGCAAAGGUGGUCUGGCAAUGAACGAAACAAGUAUAACGACUAUAAUGUGGUGAUCCUGAGUUCAGCCUAGGCUCGUUCUUUAUAUAAUGCCGCGAGAACAUAACACUAGAGUUUGCUCAAACACUAAUAUGUGCAAUGAAAGGCCAAUCAAAGGUUCAAGCAUUACUUGAACUUGUUUAGGGACACAAGCCUAAAAUUCUUAGAUAAGUGUGUAAAGGCUAUUACUUAAAGCUAUUAAAAUCUAAAACCUGCCAUAAUUGAUAAAUUCAUUUAAAGAAGUCAGAAAACCAGGGCGGAAAGACCGCUGCAGAUUAGCUUGGGAUUCCUAUUCAAAUCAAACGGAGUUUGUGCCAGCUUUGGGAAGCGACAAGGCAACACUUUAUGGUGUCCAGGCCAUCUUUGGAAAUGAUAGCAAGCUCCAGUUAGACGUCUGCCCAAUCACUCAAUUGGAAGUCAAAUUUAGACCAAAAUACAGUUUCAGCUGAGUUGUAUACAUCUAAUUG
Messenger RNA from Coffea arabica (coffee), 4018 nucleotides. The record is from RefSeq and is a predicted model, not a curated record. NCBI's taxonomy places the organism in Eukaryota, Viridiplantae, Streptophyta, Magnoliopsida, Gentianales, Rubiaceae.